Alternaria rosae is the source of this 933-nucleotide messenger RNA. RefSeq lists its product as uncharacterized. Bases 1 to 933 code for a protein of 310 amino acids. NCBI's taxonomy places the organism in Eukaryota, Fungi, Ascomycota, Dothideomycetes, Pleosporales, Pleosporaceae. The transcript is spliced from 2 exons. The record is from RefSeq and is a predicted model, not a curated record. Gene Ontology annotation, molecular function: protein binding.
AUGGUACACAUCGCCGAAAUUGAACGAAUCGUCCACGAUCUCAAGGUCGACCGAGAUACCUGGCAGGCUGUAGCGCUCAAGUACAAAGCCGCCUUCGAAGCUCAGACAUCCCGCCUACACGAGCUGCAAAAUGUGUGCUUUGCUACGCAAGCUGAGCUGGAAAACGAGCGCGCUCAACAACAGCGUCUUCAGGCCAUCACUGGCGAGCGCGAUAAUCACCGUCCUGCUACCUUCGACGGUGAUGAAGACCUUCACGUCAAUUUCACUUUUGGUACCGCUACUGUAUAUCCACCAGAAGAGACCGAGCAAACUCACCUGCGACGGCCCUCUGAAGAUUGCACCCACCCCUUGUUUAAGCGCGCUCAAGAGUGUACUGCUCAGCGUAACUACGGCACUGCCCUGGUCGAGGUUGAGCGACUCCUGAAAGGCCCGCUCAGCUACAAAGCUCGCGCCGAAGGCUUACUUUUGAAGAGCAAUAUCCUAAGAGCUUCUGGGCCCGAUGAGCUCCUCGAUGCGCUAGCUACGUGUAGCGAAGCCGUAGAGCUCUGUGACCGUCUCUCUGAGCUUCAGAACUUCUUACCACGCAUACAAUACCAGCGUGGUCUAUUGUACUAUGAGCUACGUCAACUCCACCAAGCUCGAGAAGCCUUCAGCACCGUUGGCGACGACAAAUACCUCUCCGCUAAAGCCAGGGAGUUUCGCAAGUCUUACGAUGAUGAGCUGGAUCUGCUGCGUUGUACCAAGCGUCGGUCGGGCUUUGAUGAAAACCGCACUAUGGAAGGCUUGCUCGUUCAACUGGAAGAUAAAGGCACAGAGAACAAACGCCGUCGAACAAGUGCGCAACUUAGGCAGCGCGCUGCCGCGAAAGCAAGACGAAUGUCAUUGCCUUACCGCUGGGUCGAAUCAAAGAGCGACGGACAUCAUCGAGCAUAA